AUGCCAGAUCCCUACAGGCUCGAACUGAAUGUGGACAGAUUCUAUCUCAAGGAGGUGCUAAGAGCACUAUUACACUCGAUUAUCUACCACCGAAGUUUCAGCAUGACAAGGCCAUAUGAAGUCAACUUGGAAGCACUGGACAUAAGAUUAGAUGAUCCCGAGAUCGAGGGACAAGUAGACGAGAAGAUAUCUACUUUUGCAAGAACAUUGGAUUCAUAUACUGGUCUAGUCAAAGGACAGAUUGAUGUCAUGUUCUUUGAGAAGAGAGCCAAAAAGUAUUGGUUUACGAAAGCUGAAGAGGAAGUGUGCUGGGAGCAAUGGACAUUGGCGGUCAAUGUGACACUUGCAAGAUCUGAACGAGAACAAAUCGAGUCUCGAAAGGCACUAGAGCGACAACUCCUCAAUUGCCUGUUCAAAAUAUCGGGGAAAACGAAUGAAGAAAAAGACCAUAUACCGCCCAUCACCAACCAGGAUACCUAUCCCUUUCCAUUCCAGAUUGUCACGACCUCGGCAUCAGAGACUUCGUGGACGUCUGUCCUCAAGUCAUAUCUACCAUCAUAG
Synchytrium microbalum is the source of this 561-nucleotide messenger RNA. RefSeq lists its product as uncharacterized. The transcript is spliced from 6 exons. Gene Ontology annotation, cellular component: phagophore assembly site. Lineage: Eukaryota; Fungi; Chytridiomycota; Chytridiomycetes; Synchytriales; Synchytriaceae. The record is from RefSeq and is a predicted model, not a curated record. Gene Ontology annotation, biological process: autophagosome assembly; autophagy. Bases 1 to 561 code for a protein of 186 amino acids.